UGCAGAGAGAUAAGUCAAUCUUGGGACACGUAUUCAAAAUUAAUAACAGCUUAACUACGGCAACAUAAAAGGUCAAGAUUUUAAAACCAGAUGCCUUAACUUUACGCAACAGUUACAAGAUGGUCUCUGAGAAACCAGCCCUAGAAGGUAACAAUGUAAAGCAGUUGGCAGCUACGACAGAUACUGAAGUAGCCCAUGCCAAAGCUAAAAUAGCAAUAGAGAAGCUUUCAAACCUAAGAAAUCUUGCUGCAUUUUGGAUCUUUGGUUUAUGUAACAAUUUUGCCUAUGUGGUAAUGCUGAGUGCAGCGCAUGACAUUUUGAAAGAAAAAGACAGCCCAGCAUCAAACAGCUCUUCAGUGGAAGCUUUCCUGAGUGACGUCAAUAGAACCUCACAAAACUCAUCCAUGAGAACAUGGCUGAAUGAGACGGAUCCAACAGGCUUGGAUUACCUCCAAUGUAACACAGUGAGUACAGGAGCCAUCUUGCUGGCUGAUAUUCUACCCACACUGGUUGUCAAGGUAACAUUCCCAUUUUUUCUGGAAAGAAUCCCAUACCCUCUGAAAAUAACGGCAGUUUCAGGAUUUGCUCUGAGCAGUUUUCUGAUGGUGGCACUGGCCCAUGAGAUGUGGCUGAGUAUCCUCGGAGUUGUCUGUGCUAGCAUAGGGGCUGGACUUGGAGAAAUAACAUUUCUCAGUCUGACAACAUUUUACACUAGGAACGUGGUCUCAAUGUGGUCUUCUGGGACAGGCGGAGCUGGUGUUUUUGGAGCCCUGGUUUAUGCUGGAUUUACAAGUGCAGGUUUGUCACCCAGGGAUUCUUUACUCAUCAUGGUUACAGUUCCUGUCUUGAUGAUGGUCUCCUAUUUCUUUAUCCUUACAAAGCCUUUAAAGAAUGAGACAGAUAAUUUUGAUGUGGCAACUAUUAGACAGAUUGAGAAUAUUGAAAUAGAUGAACAACAACACAAAAGUCACUUAACUCUGCGAGAUAAGAUACAUUUAAUUCCUACACUAUUCAAAUAUAUGAUCCCACUGACACUGGUUUACUUUGGAGAAUAUUUCAUCAAUCAAGGUCUGCAUGAGUUGUUGUACUUUAAUGGCCAAUGGCUUUCAAAGAGUGAACAAUAUCGUUGGUAUCAAGUUGACUAUCAAAUUGGUGUAUUCAUCUCCAGGUCAUCAGUCAAUCUGGUGCACAUCAAAGCACUUUGGAUUCUUCCAAUUUUACAGUUUGUAAAUCUGGCCUUGUUGCUGUGCCAGGUAUUUUACAGAUUUAUUCCAAGCAUCUGGAUAGUGUUUGUUAUUGUUCUGUGGGAAGGCCUGCUAGGGGGAGCUGCAUAUGUCAAUACAUUUUUCAGAAUUACAAAUGAAAUACCCCCAGAAAAGAGAGAAUAUUGUAUUGGUAUGGCUGCUGUAGCAGACUCCUUUGGAAUAGCAGCUGCUGGGGCUGCAGCCAUACCAUCUCAUAAUGCAAUCUGCGGCAGACACUUAAAAAUGUAGGAAAUAAUUAAUAAUAUCAAUUUAUUGAUUUCAAGCAAACUUAAUGCAUAAGUCAUAAGUGUAC
This is a messenger RNA of Lymnaea stagnalis (great pond snail), 1557 nucleotides long. The record is from the annotation of a GenBank genome assembly. NCBI's taxonomy places the organism in Eukaryota, Metazoa, Mollusca, Gastropoda, Lymnaeidae.